Oncorhynchus keta (chum salmon) is the source of this 1633-nucleotide messenger RNA. RefSeq names its product uridine-cytidine kinase 2-A. NCBI's taxonomy places the organism in Eukaryota, Metazoa, Chordata, Actinopteri, Salmoniformes, Salmonidae. Gene Ontology annotation, cellular component: cytoplasm; cytosol. The record is from RefSeq and is a predicted model, not a curated record. Gene Ontology annotation, molecular function: ATP binding; kinase activity. The coding region runs from base 442 to 1299 and encodes 285 amino acids. The transcript has 8 exons.
UUUGUCUUUGCUAGAAGGGAUCCAAUAUGUGUCCAAAUAACUUCAAAUUUGACUUUUCGUUUUACGCUUCGAACACACCGACUGUGUUUUGCGUUUUGAUACACCAGAAGUACAUUCAUUUCCAAUGGAACCUGCGUUGGCCUUGCAGCAUGGAUUUAUCGAACGUAUGCAUCAAAUUGUAUGCGUGGAUUUACUUGACAGAAAGCAGCAAAAUGUGAAUGUUGAAUUUUUGAUGCACACAUCCAGUAAACAAAUUAUAUAAUUUAUUCGAUGACAUCCACAAAUUAAUUAUGAGAGCCUAUAAUAUAAUUUCCCUCCAAAAUGCAGUUUUGGAGCGAAAUGCAAUAAUAAAUAGUCAACAGUGAGACCAACGUUGAGGAAGUUGGUCUUGAUCGCGCCUGUUGGGCCGUGACCAGCCCCGCCGAAAGCAGAGGUCUAGAGAUGGUUAAAGUCCCGAAAGCAGCCGGGGGAGUUCCACGGUCUCAUUCAAGACCUUCGACUGGAGAGGAAUUCCGACAUUACUUUCGUCUGGACCGAAGCCAGUUCGAUCACCUGCUCCAGAUGGUUGGAGCCAGGAUCGCCCGGGAGUCCAUCAGCCCUGACGAUUUGUCUCCGUCGUCUGUCUGCGGUAAGAUCAUGGAGCUGCUUGGCCAGAACAAGAUUGACCAUCACCAGCGCCAGGUGGCCAUUCUCAGCCAAGACAGCUUCUACAGGGUCCUCACACCGGACCAGAAGGCCAAGGCACUGAAGGGACAGUUCAACUUCGACCACCCAGAUGCAUUUGACAAUGAGCUCAUCGUCAAAACGUUGUGGGACAUUUUGGAGGGCCAAACAGUGCAGAUCCCAGUGUAUGACUUUGUCACCCAUUCCAGGAAGGAAGAGGCGGUGACGGUGUACCCAGCAGAUGUGGUGCUGUUCGAGGGCAUCCUGAUGUUCUACUCCCAGGAGAUCAGGGACCUGUUCCAGAUGAAGCUGUUUGUGGACACAGACGCAGACACACGGCUCUCACGCAGGGUGCUCCGAGACAUCAGCGAGCGAGGAAGGGACCUGGAGCAGGUGCUAACGCAAUACAUAACCUUUGUUAAGCCCGCCUUCGAAGAGUUCUGUCUGCCAACCAAGAAGUGUGCUGACGUGAUCAUUCCUAGAGGAGCAGAUAAUCUUGUUGCCAUAAACCUUAUAGUUCAGCACAUCCAGGACAUUCUGAACGGUGGUCUGACCAAACGCCUGAACGGCAGCCUUAACGGUUACGGAACUCCCCGGAAACGGCAGGUGUCAGAGUCCAGCAGUCGGCCCCACUAACUGCACCGGCCCUCUCUGAACACCAGGGAGCUGGGGAUCGAUGGAAGAGGGCUCAUCUGUACAUACCUACCACCUGUCUGCUACACUGUAUUUAAAUAACAAACAAAAAACAACAACUUAAAAAAAAAAAAAAAACUCUCUAGCAAGAAUAUGCAAGGCCUUCAUUUGAUUCGUUUUUUUUGACUGGAUGAUGAAAUGUUUUGUAAGGGAGGAAGGAACUGUUUCAGUUCAAAGGUGAAGCAGUUAUUUUAUUUAUGUAUUUUUAUUUGAUAUUCUGGCCCCUUUUUGAGCUUGCAGAUGAUAAUAAAUGAGGAGGAAGUUGGGUUGAGCUUGA